Messenger RNA from Metarhizium acridum CQMa 102, 333 nucleotides. RefSeq lists its product as uncharacterized. The record is from RefSeq and is a predicted model, not a curated record. NCBI's taxonomy places the organism in Eukaryota, Fungi, Ascomycota, Sordariomycetes, Hypocreales, Clavicipitaceae.
AUGGCAUCUGUAGCAUUCAUGUACCACUCGGGUGCAUUUAAUUUCAAGUAUUUUCAAGACGCCCAUACGCGGCUCAUCUCCGAGUGCUGGGGACCCGAGGGUCUUGAAAGCUGGGAAGUCACGCAAUUCGAGCCUGGCCUGCCUUACAUGGCACAGGUGGUACUGAAGUUUGAGUCGAUGAACAAAUUGGAAAAGGCAUUGGCGGGCAACAACUCGAUGAGGGUUUUCAACGACAUUCCUUGCUUCACCACUGGUCAGCCCCAUAUCCUGAAAGACAGACCGAGUGAGAAAUUACCACAAUUCCGCGUUGACAUAGUGACGGAUAUCAACUGA